Messenger RNA from Pestalotiopsis fici W106-1, 1716 nucleotides. RefSeq lists its product as uncharacterized. Lineage: Eukaryota; Fungi; Ascomycota; Sordariomycetes; Amphisphaeriales; Sporocadaceae. The coding region runs from base 1 to 1716 and encodes 571 amino acids. The record is from RefSeq and is a predicted model, not a curated record. The transcript has a single exon.
AUGGACAUGGCAAUAGAUGAUUAUUCGACGGGAAAACACAUUUUACUCCUGAGAAAAUGGCUUGAGCAAUGCGACAGACACCAUGACGACAGGUGCAAGGCUGUAUCGAUAGCAGAUCGGCCAUCAUGGCAAGUGCCAGACUGGGUGAUUGAUACCAACCAAGGCUGCAUCGUUCCAGGCUCCUCGAUCAAGCAAUACGCAGCCCUGAGCUACGUGUGGGAGUCACCCUCGCCAGAGGGCAGCCGAGUAACUUCAGAAAGGCUGAUGCUCUGCCACGACAAUAUUGAGGAGUUCCAAAGGCCGGGCUUCCUCUCCGCUGACGUAAAAAAGAGCCUUCCGGCGGCAGUGCAAGAUUCGAUUGUCCUGGUCCUGCAAUCCGGCGUACGGUAUCUCUGGGUCGAUUGCCUGUGCAUUGUCCAGCACACAGAAACGACUGGAGACAGGGUCAAGGCGAUGAGCGAGAUAUACUAUGGAGCUUAUUUCACCAUUGUUGCAGCCACAACAGGAGGAGGACUAUUCGAUCGAAAGCCUGGCGAUAAUGUAGCUGCGAAAGCUCGUCGUGCCCUCCUAUGGCGCAGGGGUGCCCUUUGGUUUACCGCAAAUGCGCAACGUCUCUAUAGCUCGCUCCUCGCAUCACACUGGGCCACUCGUGGGUGGACAUUCCAGGAGCAGCUGCUUUCCAAACGAUCUAUCAACUUUAUUGACGAAAUAGUCUUCUGGGACUGUGAAUGUUCCGUGUGGUGGCCUAGUUUAGCAGAGCUUGAAAACGGUAGCGGCGACACGAGCAAUCCCAAGCCUGGGCCAGAAUUUGACUGCAAUAGUAUGAAAUACGACACUUUCGGUAUUGCGAAUGAGAAAUAUAUAGAGGCGCAAAAGCACAAGGAACUGUCCCAGUCGCUCAAGUCAACCUCGGUUCCCAAUUUCAGGCUCUAUAUGGAGCUGAUAUGCCGCUACAAUCACCGGAAUCUCACAUACCCCCAGGAUGCGCUGCCCGCCUUCUCUGGAGUGCUGAGAUGCGUUGCAGAAGCAUCUUCGAGCCGAUUUAUAUGUGGAUUGCCGGUCCUCUUUCUUGAUGCCGCUCUUCUGUGGCAGCCGCUCUGGAAAGCAAAGAGGAGACUCGCAACGGACAGGGGCAGAAAUAUUGCCCCGUCAGCACCACUCCCUUCCUGGUCCUGGGUAGGGUGGCAAUGUCUGAUUGACCCAGAGAGCAUGGUCAGUGGCCUUGACUAUGAAGUAGGAGAUGUCAUGGACGGCAUUUCAGACCCGCCUCACAGGUCUUGGAAAACAUCAAAGCUGGUCGACUGGUACAUUCUACCAAAUAAGGAUGUCCAAACUGGAGAACUAUUGAAAGAGCAUCAAUGGAUGGAGUCAUGUAAAUUGUUCCAGAGCAGUCCCUACGCUGAAGACUUGCCGAAAGGAUGGUCCCGCAAGUUGGGUUCCGAAUUCGUAUCUUGGGAGGAAGCAGGCGAUGCCGCCAUACUUCAGCUUUGGAAGACUCAUGUUGGGGAAACUCCGAUGUCAGAAGACUCUCCGGGGCCAGCGUCCAAGCCGGUUGAGUGGUAUUUUCAUGGUGUCCAAGACGACAUCUUGUACUACUAUCCAAUUCCUACGAGCAAUGCCUCCUCACCGACUGCCGCAAGUUUAAGCGAUGCACCCUUUCUAUCCUGCGUCACUACGGUGGCACAUUUCAAGGUCCGGAGGAUGCUUGUCUGCUGA